This is a messenger RNA of Alternaria atra, 4980 nucleotides long. RefSeq lists its product as uncharacterized. Gene Ontology annotation, biological process: phosphorelay signal transduction system; phosphorylation. Lineage: Eukaryota; Fungi; Ascomycota; Dothideomycetes; Pleosporales; Pleosporaceae. The record is from RefSeq and is a predicted model, not a curated record. Gene Ontology annotation, molecular function: phosphorelay sensor kinase activity. The transcript has 8 exons. The coding region runs from base 1 to 4980 and encodes 1659 amino acids.
AUGUUCGACAGGAUCCAGCACUCAGCCAUGUGCCUCUCGCCGACAUCGAAAAGGCAGUUGAAAGGCGCUGGCGAGAGCUCCCACAAGAGGAGCGAUAAAGCUCCAUCCACGUCUGAGACUGCACCGUCUGCUCCACUACCUGUCCUGCCGGAGCAGGAAGAUCUCGAUGGCUGCCAACGGAUGGUCUUCGACCCCUACGACUCUGGUUUGGAGGGUCAGCCACACGAUAUGACAUCUCCCGUGAAGUGUGGCAUGGCGGAAGUGCGCGAUAUUCUAACUGCCCAGGGUAUCAACCCACAUCUGAUCAGAGUCGCACCCUAUCCGAUAGAAGAUGUAACCACCCAAGCUGUUGAAGACUUCCUCAAUGGCACAGGUGCGCUUCUUCAUCUUUGGGACCAGAAGGAGGCCAUGGCCCUUACCAAAUCCGUUUACCACCCACAAAACGAUGGCACACCGGUGCACGCGACCGAAGUCUUUGCAAUGGCAGCAUUACAUCAUGCUCCUCCUUCACAAGCUGAAAGUGGGCCAGCAGUUUUCCAAGAACGAGUCCGCGAACUCGGCCAACUAGGUGCAUACAUAGCGCUCGACCUCAAGACCACAGCCCAACCAAAGGCUGAGCAAGCCCGAACUCAUCUCGAGUCCCUUGACAAAUGGCACCGUACGCUGCCACCACCCAUGCAAUUAAGUCGACUCAGUCUUGCAAGGCCAUUCAGUAUGAACUUGGCCAUGAAGCGGUCUCUGCUACAAAUCCAUAUCCUUUUCCUUGGUAUAUUCACCGAGCCUUAUCGGAAGUGCUUGGUCGACCUAGGGAAUUUCCGCCUGAGCAAUGCGUCAGUCGAAAUUGACGGUCUAGAGGAUCUGGCAUAUCUCGAGGAGCAGUGCAUUUUGGCGGCACGGCAAUCCGCUCGGGUGGCUUCGCUACUGCAAAUCGACAAUCUUGUCCGAGCCCACUGUUGGGUAUCCAUUUAUACUAGCUUCACUGGCUGCGCAAUACUCCUCUUCAGCGCCUCACAGAAGCUGCUCGGGCUCUACGACGAAGAAAUUGGCCAAGACCUCUCUUACGCAUCCUCACAUCUCAAUCUCCUCUCGCUGUGUAGUUACGACAACUUCGUUGCGAAAGAGCUGUACACCAAACUCCAGAUCAUCUUCAAUGACAUCAGAGAGGUCGCGGUCUCGCCUGUCUAUCGUAAGAUGCGCGACGCUCGUAUCUUCGUCAAGGACCCGAGGCUUGUGCCGCGCUCGCAUUACGACUCGAUCGUAGGUGCGGAGGAGCUCUUGCCUGUGACCGGUUCGAACGGCCAGUCUCCCCGCACCUAUGCGGCUCCUUUUUCCUUCAGACUGUCAGAGCGCUCCACUCUUCACGAUGCUCUUAUCAUGCAUGUGGAGCUUCUACGUCUCCGCUUGCCCGUCCAAGGAGCUUUUGUGGUGUUAACAGACGGUAAUACGCCCUAUUUCCUCGCCGGCACUCCCAGGCCUCAACCGAGCGAGGAAAACGGGUCCCGCGCUGAAAGCGCCAGCUGGUUAGGGACCGAUGAUGCCGACCUGCAACAAUGGCUUUGGAUCUUCCAGCAAACGAUUUCUGUCAAUAUGUCUCCAGCGUCAUCGAAAGAGACAAUCUUCACUGUAUUGUCUUUGAAUCAAAACGACCGCUUAUCCAAACUAUCGUCUGUAUGUUGCGCUCCGCAUCUGUCCUUCUAUGCUGGGACGCCCAUCACUUCUAAACAAGGCACAACCAUUGGGGCCGUCUUUGUUGUUGACGAUUCCGCACGAAAGGGUUUUUCUGACAAGGAUGGAGAACUCUUAACGGUCACCGCGGAGAAAUGUAUGGCUCAGCUUGAAUCCGCUCGCGAGACAGCAGUCCAAGAGAGAUGGAAGAGGAUGAAUGAUCAGCUUUGUCGGUUCGUUGAGUCUCGUGCAAUUAGGGAUCAGCAGCUGGAAGAGCCUCCUUCCCUAGGAAGGACAGAUCAACAACGACGCAGGAAGGUGCAGAUUGAAGAAGUGCAGAACCUGGCACUCCGACAUGACCAGGACCCUUCAAAAGCUGAAAAUGUUGCAUUGCCGGAAAAUGACUUCAGCAUGGGCGCUGAAUCCAAGCGACUCAUACAUGCUGAAAUCGAGACAGCCCAACGCGUCGUAAAGGAGGACGAGAUACACAAAGCACGAGUUAUUACCGCUCAAGUCAAUAAGGACAGUAAGCGUAGCAGCGGCCAGGGUGAAACUACUUACCGGAAAAUUUUCAGAAGAGCUGCGGAAUGCUUGCAAGAAGCCUUGCAAGUUGACGGAGUGCUUUUCACUGAUGGUCUAAUUGGCUACCAUGGUGUCGUCCAACCUAUGGCGGAAGUAGAAGAAGAACUAGAACGCGAGAUAGUACAAAGGCCACAGAGGGAGCGCUUCCCCGAAGAAAGCAUCGGUGACGACCCUUUCUCUCCCGAGAACGGUAGGCCACCACCGGAUGCUCCGCUACGCCAGCAAGGUAACAGUGGCGGGGUACAAGGCGCAACUACAAGAACGUAUACGAGCCCGGAAUAUCUGAGAGGUAUCUACGUUGAGCGUCCCGCUGAGAUCCUUGGCAUUUCUACGCGUAACCCAGGCUUGGCUCCCGAGAGUAAAUCCCUAAACGAAACUACGAUGGGGUUAGCUAAAUUAGACGAAGCGCACCUCCAACUGCUGAUGGAUAGCUAUCCCGACGGCAACAUGUGGUACUUCCACGAUACCACGCAUAUCUGCUACCUGCUAAGGAACGAUACCCUCAUUGAGGACGAUUCACCGGAACAGACACGACGUCUCAUUUCGAACUUCCCAGGCAUCCGCCAGAUGAUAUUCCAGCCUCUGACGGAUCCUGUAAGCCUGAAGCGCCUUGCUGGAUGUCUCGCAUGGUCCACGCGAACGUUGCCUGUGUUAUCAGAUACUACGGAUCUUCCCUCUCUUCGUGGCUUUUUGCAUGUCCUUGAGUCCGAAAUAUCCAGAAUCGACGCAUCAGCAGCUGCUAAGCAAAAGGAAGCUUUUAUCUCCUCGAUCAGUCAUGAACUGAGAACUCCACUUCAUGGCAUCCUCGGCUCCAUACAGCUCCUUGCGGAUACCGAUUUAGACCCUUUUCAGACGGGUUUGGCCGACACAAUAGAAUCGUCUGGCUCGGCGCUUAACGAAACGCUUACCAGUGUUCUAUCAUAUGCAAGAAUCAAUCAGUUUGAGCGACAGCAACACAAAUACCGGCAGAGGCGGCCUCCUGACGCAGAUUGGUCCCUUUCAAACAAGAUGCAUCUUCCUCCAGGCCCGGACACGGAUUUCAAGGGCUUAUACGUAUGCACGAACAUUGCCUUGCUGUGUGAGGAUAUUGCCGGCGUGUUGGAGGCCGGACAGUCAUACGACAGGCCAACAGACCGGUGUGACAUUUCUGUCGUUGUCGAGAUUGAUUAUGAGGAGAAUUGGAAUUACUUCAUCGAACCUGGGGCCCUGCGCCGAAUUGCAAUGAAUAUAAUUGGUAAUGCGUUGAAGUAUACCACGGAAGGUUCGGUAACCAUCACACUCUCCGCAUCAAAAACCGCCACAGGCGAAACUAAGAUAGGUGGCGAUAAUAGUUCACGGCGGACGAUUACUCUCACCGUCAAAGAUACCGGGAAAGGAAUAUCGAAGGACUUCAUGGAGAACCAUCUCUUUGUCCCCUUUACCCAGGAAGACACGACGUUGUCACAUGGUGUCGGUCUCGGAAUGUCCAUCGUGAAGAGUUUGGUGUCGUUACUCGCCGGUGAGAUCAUAGUGGACAGCGAGCCAGGGAAGGGAACCGAGGUCACGGUCAUGAUGCCGAUGAGACUCUGCGAUUCCGAUCAAGAGGAAAUGGGAAAACCGGCGCUCGAAUUAGAACGAUGCACUGCAUCCCUCCGUGAGGAACAUCUCUCUGUGUUGCUAUUCGGCUUUCCAAGCGUCGUUCGCCUAGCUGUUGAGAAAUAUCUCCGCGAGUGGUUCUACUGCAACCUAUUGGACAGCACUGAUCAUGCCAAGCCGGAUGUGGUAUUGGUGGAGGAGGGCAACGACGAGGCCGCUAGUGAUGUUGAAAGAACAGCGCAGCGUUAUGGCCGGUGCGGUGUCCUACUCAGUAUUGCAAUGAUCGCAGAUGCACUGGCCAAGCCGAUGCGCCCAAUCAAAGGAUACAGGAAAUGGGAGCGGAUUCCGCGUCCCAUAGGCCCUCGCAACCUCGGAAAGGCACUUUCGGCAUGUGUCGUCAAGUUACGAGAGCUUCGCGGACAUGGAUGCAGCGGCGAGCGAGAUGAAAGUGAUCGUGGACAGUACAUCCAUGGCGAAACCGAUCAGCAGUCGCGAGACGACAAGCGAAGCGUUGAGGAAGGCACACGUAAUUCGUCAAGGAAACGAUCGCAGGCAACUCUAGCCAUAUCGGACACAGCCAAUAGCGAGAACGUCCCUUUACCGGUAAUGGAGAAUACGCUACACAGACAUACGGACACACCAAAUGAAACAGUUCUCCCAAAUCGUUCUGGAAGCUUCGUUGCUGAUUCCCAAAGUGAGAAAUCGAGCAUGGAUCCGCUGAACCUCCGUAUCCUUGUCGUUGAGGACAAUGCGGUGAACAGAAGGCUUCUGGGGGCCUUUCUGAAGAAAUAUGGCUGUCGCCAUGUCCAAUACGCAGAGAAUGGUGCAUUAGCAGUCAUGAUGGUGGAGGGACGUUCGGAAGGCUUUGAUGUUAUUUUCAUGGAUCUUUCGAUGCCUGUUAUGAACGGCUUCACAGCUACGCGCGAGAUCCGUUGCAUAGAACACGAACGACGCUCCGCCCAAUCAUCUUUUGAUCCCAUAACCCCUGCCUACAUAGUCGCGUUGACCGGGUUAGCGAGCGAACGUGAUGAGGACGAAGCUCUCGCCGCUGGCGUGGACAAGUUCGUCACGAAGCCUGUGCAGUUUGACCAGCUUUCGAGAUUGUUGAAGCAGCGGGAAGAAGAUUCUUCAAUAAGCGGACAAGGACAAUCGUCCUAG